UGCGUCUCUCACCUCGUUACUCGUCAUGUCUUUCGACGUUGCGCGGUGUAUUUCACUGCACAACACUGUUGUUUCACGUGCCAUCGCUCAGCUUUCCGAGGAUUUGCAACUCACCAUUAUCAGGAACUGGUUCACUGCGUACAACGUCAAGGCAUCGAAUCCUGGCCUUCCUGUUCAGCUGACGGUGCCCCUCAAAGAGUUCUUGUCCGGUAUCGACAUUGUCAAGCCCCGCAGUCAUGGCCGUCGCGUAGCCUUCACGCCGUUUCUGGAUAUGGUUCGAUUAUACAGAAACAAUGGAGAAGAUCCAGGUGGUCUUGUUAUGUAUCUCGAUGAGCACACUGUGUCCUUUCUUGAGACAAGUGAGGAUGAGCCGGGAGGAGUUGGCUAUGGCCCCUUUGAAGGCACGUUGAGGCGCCAUCUCAGUUACAUUGAUGCUGGGAAAUUCUUCGUCGACACCUCUCCUCAGCUCGGAAGUUGGGGAGAUACAAUGUCUAUUCAAGGUUGGCGGUACCAAGGCUAUAUUCCAUUCGAAAUGGAAAACACGUUGGAUCUCUGGAACCAAGUCGUCGACAGCAUCGCUUCUAGGAUGCCUGGCUCACCGACAACAGAAACGGACGAAGUCUUGAUUCCUCUGUUCGUCCUCGAUCGCUACCAACCGAUCCCAUUAUUCGCAAGGGAGUUCUUAUCUCGAGCAAGGAAACAUGAUUGCCCCAGAGCUUCAGGUUCCAGAUGAAGAGUUCAUCCACCGUGUGGGCUUCCAGCUUGGUCAGCACUACCCAGCAGCAACGGAUCCAUUGCAAUUGCGACAUCUCACAGCAAAUUUCCUGCUCUUCCCUUGGAAAACACACGGUGUCCCUUUCGUUUCUCGAGACGACGAAGAUCGAUGGGUGCGCAAUCGAAGACUACUGGACGACCGUGCAGGUCUGUACAUCUCCCCUGACGUUAUGACCAAUACCGUAACCAUGCUGC
Molecule: messenger RNA, 969 nt
Organism: Macroventuria anomochaeta
Lineage: Eukaryota; Fungi; Ascomycota; Dothideomycetes; Pleosporales; Didymellaceae
Exons: 2
Coding region: 26-733 (235 amino acids)
Source: RefSeq, a predicted model, not a curated record